GUCGUAGCAGGAAGGAAACUAGCAGAGAGUAAACCUUCUUCCGCAGCUUUCGAAUCCUUCGCUGUUGUUGUUGCAGUGUCGCGGCGCAAUUGUUGCUGCAUGCACUUCGUUCGUGGAGUGGAGUGGAGUGGAUGCUUCCCCUCUUUUUCCUUCUUCACUUCACGCACUUCGACGCACUCGAGUAUCUUCUCUUGCACCCUCCACUUUGGCAACCUCUCGCACAGUUGAGGUUCUCGGAUCCUCCCACUCGGAUUUCGUACCAGGUUUGCAGGUGCUUUCUUUCUGGAGCUAACGAGAAUGGCCGCGAAGAGGGAAGGUGAGGUCGAUGAUUUGGCUCUGGUUUCGAAGCGGCAGCGCACCGAUGGAGGAUCUUUAGUCCCCGUGAGAAGUCCAGCUUCCCAGGCUGGCAAUCAACUCAGUACAACUGUGGAGGGUAUUAAACGGACGUCCAGCCUCGAUGCUCCCAUUAUGCUGCUUACGGGCCACGGAGGUGCUGUGUAUACUAUGAAGUUCAACCCUCAAGGCACAGCAAUAGCUUCUGGAUCGCAUGACAAGGAUAUCUUUUUGUGGAAUGUGCAAGGUGAUUGUGACAAUUAUAUGGUGUUGAAGGGACACCGCAAUGCCGUUUUGGAUCUUUGCUGGACUAGUGAUGGGCAACACAUCAUCUCAGCUAGUCCAGAUAAAACAGUGCGCGCAUGGGAUGCAGUUACCGGGAAACAGAUUAAAAAGAUGGCAGAGCAUUCAUUAUAUGUGAAUAGUUGUAGCGCUGCUAGGAGGGGACCACCACUUAUAGUUAGCGGCUCGGAUGAUGGUACUGCUAAAUUGUGGGAUAUGCGCCAUCGCGGUUGCAUCCAAACUUUCCCAGACAAAUAUCAGGUUACAGCAGUAGCAUUCUCUGAUGGCGCAGACAAAAUCUUCAGUGGAGGUAUUGAUAACGAUAUCAAAGUAUGGGACCUCCGCAAGAAUGAAGUGGCCAUGAAGCUACAAGGGCACACCGAGACCAUAACUAGCAUGCAAUUGAGCCCGGAUGGAUCCUAUCUUCUUACCAACUCCAUGGAUUGCACGUUGAGAAUCUGGGACAUGAGGCCAUAUGCACCUCAGAAUCGAUGUGUGAAGAUAUUCACGGGUCAUCAGCACAAUUUUGAAAAGAACUUGCUGAGAUGCAAUUGGUCACCAGAUGGCCAGAAGGUGACAUCGGGCAGUGCAGACCGCAUGGUGUACGUUUGGGACACUACAUCUCGAAGAAUCUUGUACAAGCUUCCUGGACAUUCAGGUUCCGUAAAUGAGGCCGUGUUUCAUCCAAAGGAACCUAUUAUUGGGUCAUGUGGUAGUGACAAGCAGAUCUAUUUAGGAGAAAUCGAUCCUACUGUUAGAUAGAGCAUUGGAACUUUGCCCCAUCGAGGAAAAUCCUGAGUCCUAAGUGUGGUCGCAGCAUCGUCCACGCCUUGUUGACUGGAGCAAAGUACGAACUUUGGACACCAUGCAAAAAAGUCCAAUUUGUGGUGUUAGCAACACUUCUAUGCAUCCCUCAGACUGGUCUAUGGCACUAGAAGGCUUUCCAUCAUCUGGAUACUAAGGCUGGAGCAAUCCAGUCCCUCCUAAAACUCUAUCGAGUUCCCUUUGAGAGCAUCUUUCUCUGAACAUGCGACAACAUGGUGGAGGAUGGGAUACGCCUGAUCUUGGGAAAAUGUACAAACUUAGCACUUGAAAACCAUCUCGCAUGUGUAAGAAACAGGUUUUUUGUGAACGUCGGGACUGAUUGGCUUCCAUGGGUUCAUGCCCUAAAGCUAUGUCCAUAUUAAUCUCCUUGAGCUGAUCAGCGCUUGUGUUUUUUAGUCUAAAGCCGUGCCUCUUGGAAGUGAGAUUGAGUGUAAUAAGCAUUUAAUAAAUCAAUGCUAUACCACGGUGCAUCAGACAAGUUUAAAUCCCUCUGGUCGCCCUUUUCCA
Molecule: messenger RNA, 1947 nt
Organism: Physcomitrium patens
Lineage: Eukaryota; Viridiplantae; Streptophyta; Bryopsida; Funariales; Funariaceae
Source: RefSeq, a predicted model, not a curated record